AUGACAAAGUUGGCGCAGUUGGUUGCGUUGGCUGGCUUGGCCAUGGCCUCCGUCACCGCAGACGGAGAGUCCAUCCUCACCAGCGAGAUUGGCCGAUUGAACAACCAGAGUCUCUUCUGGGGCCCUUAUAAGCCAAAUCUCUAUUUUGGUGUCCGCCCUCGUGCUGCCGAAGGGCUCUGGACCGGCUUGAUGUGGUCCAAGAUCAACCGAUAUGGCGACAUCCAGAAAGCAUUCCGAUACACGUGCGAACAAGGCGACGACAUUCACGGCUACGGCUGGGACGAAUACGACGCUCGACAAGGUGGCGUGCAGACAAUCCACGACGAGGGUAACAGCAUCGACAUCACUACAACGUUUGUCAAGGUGCCUGGCGGCAAUAAUGGUGGUAGCUGGGCUGCCAGAAUCAAUGGAAAGCUGCGAGAUGACGCGCCAAAGGAUACCAAGAGCGUUGUCUUUUAUUAUAUUGCACAAGAAGGAGACGGCGAGCUUGAGCCCAGCGGCGAGGGCUCAGAGUUUGGUAUCGACGGCGACGUCACCUUCAAGGGCAGGUCAAAGACGCUUGGUGACUACCAGCUUGUAGUUACCAAGGGAAAAGGUGACCGUCCCUCGUCUACACAUGACUUGUCCGCCACCCGCAAGGGUGAUACAACGCUUGUUCGCAGCAUUGACUUGAUGUCCGACGUCCAGUGGCAGGGAAACAGCGCCGUCUAUGGCUUCCUGCAGGAGGCAACUGCCUAUAUUCAAGAGAACUUCAACAUUACUGAGAACCCUCCCCCUCCUUGGCAGGUGUAUCAGGUUGGCCACGCACCCUCCAAGGCUAACUCCCAUGUCGUCCAAAAGACCUUUGAGGGCGACUUUGAGUUUGACGUGAUUUUCUCCUCUGCCGCUGCUGGCAAGCCGUUGACCUCUGAAGAUGUCACUCGCGAAGCUAAGGUGAGCUCUGGUCUGUUUGGUGAGCGUUUCGGAAAGGUGUUUAACCUACAAGCACCAUUCACUGCCGAUAAGUACUACAGGUUUGGUAAGAGCAUGUUCUCUAACCUCUUGGGCGGCGUCGGCUACUUCCACGGAAACCAGCUGAUUGAUCGCUCGUACGCGUCUGAAUAUGACGAAGAGGACGAAGGAUUCUGGACCGAGGCCGCCGCUGCCCGGGCCCGUGGUGCCCAGAGGCUCGAAGGUCCCUAUGAGCUGUACACCAGCAUCCCCUCGCGCCCCUUCUUCCCCCGUGGUUUCUUGUGGGAUGAGGGUUUCCAUCUUCUUCCUAUCUCUGACUGGGACAUAGACCUCACUCUGGACAUUGUCAAGAGCUGGUAUAACACCAUGGAUGAAGAUGGCUGGAUCCCCCGCGAACAGAUUCUCGGCAACGAAGCUCGCAGCAAGGUGCCAGAGGAGUUCCAGGUUCAGUACCCUCACUACGCCAACCCACCAACCCUUUUCCUGAUUAUCGAGGGCUUCAUGGAGAGAUUGAAAAAGGCCAACGGCAGUGCUCCUGCUCAAAAGGAAACACUGUCUCAGGGCGAGAACUUGUACACUGCCCACCUUGACAAUGUGGAACUUGGCGAGGACUUCCUGCGUAAGAUCUACCCGCUGUUGAUGCGCCAGUACCAGUGGUUCCGCAGCUCGCAAAAGGGCGAUAUCAAGACAUACGAUCGUGAAGCUUUCUCCAGCCGCGAGGCGUACAGAUGGAGAGGCCGCACUGAAACGCACUGCCUGACCAGUGGUCUUGAUGACUUCCCUCGCCCUAGCCCGCCACACCCCGGAGAGCUCCACGUCGAUCUGAUGGCCUGGGUUGGACUUAUGGCUAAGUCGCUCAUGAACAUUGCAGAGUCUCUGGAUAUGGCCGAGGAUGCGGCCAACCUGAAGAAGAAUCUGAUUGCCAUUGAAAACAACCUCAACGAUCUGCACUGGUCCGAGAAGGACGGCUGCUUCUGCGAUGCCACUAUUGACGAAUUCGAAGAGCACAAGCUAGUGUGCCACAAGGGAUACAUUUCCUUGUUCCCCUUCCUUCUUGGCCUGAUGAAGGUCGAUGACCCCAAGCUGGACAAGAUUCUGGAUCUGCUGGGCGAUGAGGAAGAGCUCUUCAGCCCCCACGGCAUCCGAAGUCUGAGCUUGAAGGAUGAGUUCUACGGCACCGCUGAGAACUACUGGCGCAGCCCUGUGUGGAUGCCCAUGAACUAUAUGGCUGUGAACCAGCUUCUCCAUGUUGCCAAGCAGACUGGUCCUCACCGCAACAAGGCCCGCGACCUGUACACUCGCCUGCGCAAGAACCUCGUUGACACUGUCUACAAGAGCUGGGAGGAAACCGGCUUUGCAUGGGAGCAGUACAACCCCGAGACUGGCGCCGGACAGCGCACACAGCACUUUACUGGAUGGACCAGUCUGGUGGUGAAGCUGAUGGCUAUGGAGGAUCUCGCUGGCUCUGGAAGCGGCCAUGACGAGCUGUAG
Molecule: messenger RNA, 2442 nt
Organism: [Torrubiella] hemipterigena
Lineage: Eukaryota; Fungi; Ascomycota; Sordariomycetes; Hypocreales; Clavicipitaceae
Source: the annotation of a GenBank genome assembly